This is a messenger RNA of Eruca vesicaria subsp. sativa (arugula), 999 nucleotides long. NCBI's taxonomy places the organism in Eukaryota, Viridiplantae, Streptophyta, Magnoliopsida, Brassicales, Brassicaceae. The record is from the annotation of a GenBank genome assembly.
AUGUUCUCGGUCACUGUCAGCACAAGUCGUGGGCAUCAUCUCCUAUAUAAACUCCGCUCAUCUUCUUCUCCACACAACAACUAUUCCCUCCUCUCUUCUACCAAUCCCAAAGACUCUAUGGCUUCCUGCAUCGACACAUUCAGAACAUGUAAACCCCAUGACGAUGACUCUCGGUUCUGUCACAUGAAUCACUUCCGACCCGGUUAUUGCCUUUCACGAUCACCCAUCACUAAAACCUCCCACUCAAACUCUCUGGAAGGUGCCAACAUUCUCUCCGUAAAGCUCAACACUUUAACCUUAACAAGCAACACCCUCUUCGAAUUAUUCAUCAGCGUCUUAGAAGAAAGCCCAGAGAUCAUCGAAUCCGUAAAGCAAGACCUAAAAGCAGCCAAGGAAAGAGACCCUGCUUGCUUAAGCCACGUCCAUGCCUUCCUAAGCUUCAAAGGCUUCCUCGCUUGCCAAGCUCACCGAAUCGCUCACAACCUCUGGACUCAAAACAGAAAGAUCCUCGCUUUACUCAUCCAAAACAGAGUAUCCGAAGCUUUCGCCGUCGAUAUCCAUCCCGGAGCGAUGAUCGGGAAAGGGAUUCUGUUGGAUCACGCGACGGGAGUGGUGAUCGGAGAGACGGCGGUGGUUGGAGACGACGUUUCGAUUCUCCACGGCGUGACGCUCGGAGGAACCGGGAAACAGUGCGGCGAUCGGCAUCCGAAGAUCGGCGAUGGAGUUUUGAUCGGCGCCGGGAGUUGUGUGCUGGGGAAUGUUACGAUCGGGGAAGGAGCUAAGAUUGGAUCGGGGUCGGUGGUGCUUAAGGACGUGCCGCCGCGUACGACGGCAGUUGGAAAUCCGGCGAGGCUGAUAGGUGGGAAAGAGAAUCCGGAAUUGGUUGAGAAGGUUCCCGGUUUGACUAUGGACCAGACUUCUUAUUUAACCGACUGGUCUGAUUAUGUCAUCUAAUUAUUUCCAAUUAAUGUGAUUUUAAAAGUCUUAAACCAACAUUUU